This is a messenger RNA of Oryzias latipes (Japanese medaka), 5900 nucleotides long. RefSeq names its product Rho GTPase activating protein 44a (gene arhgap44a). Lineage: Eukaryota; Metazoa; Chordata; Actinopteri; Beloniformes; Adrianichthyidae. Gene Ontology annotation, biological process: regulation of actin cytoskeleton organization; neurotransmitter receptor transport, endosome to postsynaptic membrane; positive regulation of GTPase activity. The record is from RefSeq and is a predicted model, not a curated record. Gene Ontology annotation, molecular function: protein binding; GTPase activator activity. Gene Ontology annotation, cellular component: leading edge membrane; presynaptic active zone; cytoplasm.
CCGCUACUUGUCACCGCUGUCGCUCUCCGCCUGCGCGUCCGUGGUGAAUUGGUCCAGCAUCACCUCGCCGGCUAUGGGGCAAAGAAAAAUCUAAAACCAAUUCACGCCUUUUUUACGUGAAAAGAUGUAGUUGCUGGACAAGUUUUCGGCGCGCAGCCGCUGGCAAUGACGCAUGGGAAACACAGCAGACUGGAUUUUGCGCUCUGUGGAGGACGGACCGAUGCAUUAAGACAAACAAUGCGGAGUAUUUUCCCACAAAGGUGUUAACGCAGAAUUUCAAGAUGAAGAAGCAAUUCAACCGGAUGCGACAGCUCGCCAACCAAACGGUUGGAAGGGCAGAAAAGACAGAGGUGCUGAGUGAAGAUCUUCUUCAGGUGGAGAAGCGUUUGGAUCUGGUCAAACAGGUGACUCACAGCACCCACAAGAAGCUCACCGCCUGCUUGCAGGGUCAGCAGGGGACUGAAACUGAAAAGAAAUCUGUCAAGUCACCUUCGAAAAAACUGCCGCUCACAAUGUUGGCACAGUGCAUGGAGGAGGGAGCAGCAGUGUUGGGGGAUGACUCUCUCCUGGGAAAGAUGCUGAAGCUGUGUGGGGAGACAGAAGAGAAGCUGGCUCAGGAGCUCCUUCAGUUUGAGGUGCAGAUAGAAAGAGAUGUGGUGGAGCCUCUCUAUGUGCUUGCUGAGGUCGACAUCCCCAAUAUACAAAAGCAGAGAAAACAUUUGGCCAAACUAGUUUUAGACAUGGACUCGGCUCGGACAAGAUAUCAACAGUCAUCAAAGUCAUCCAGUCACCCAAGCACCUUACAGCCUGGUGCCAAGUCUGAGUCGCUGAGAGAAGAAAUGGAGGAGGCAGCAAAUCGGAUGGAGAUUUGUAGAGAUCAAUUGUCAGCAGAUAUGUACAACUUUGUGGCCAAAGAAAUAGACUAUGCAAACUACUUCCAGACAUUGAUAGAAAUGCAGGUGGAAUAUCACAAGAAGUCAUUAGAAAUUCUUCACGGUGUCUUGCCACAGAUUAAGGCUCACCAAGAGGCGUGGGUGGAGAAGCCAUCAUUUGGCAAGUCUUUGGAGGAACACCUGAAUAUUAGUGGGAGAGAGAUUGCCUUUCCCAUAGAAGCUUGUGUCACCAUGUUGUUAGAGUGUGGCAUGCAGGAGGAGGGUCUGUUCAGAGUGGCCCCGUCAGCCUCCAAGUUGAAGAAACUAAAAGCCUCCCUGGACUGUGGAGUUAUUGAUGUACAGGAGUACUCCUCCGACCCACAUGCCAUUGCAGGGGCUCUAAAAUCAUACCUCCGUGAGCUCCCCGAGCCUUUGAUGACCACUGAACUUUAUGAUGAAUGGAUUCAGGCCUCCAAUAUUCAAGAUAUGGACAAGAGACUACAAGCACUUAUGGGAGUUUGUGAAAAACUUCCCACAGACAACCUGAACAAUUUCAGAUACCUAAUCAAAUUUCUGGCCAAGCUGAGUGAUUAUCAAGACUCCAAUAAGAUGACUCCUGGGAACGUGGCCAUUGUCCUUGGACCUAACCUGUUGUGGACCCACACUGAGCCGAACAUGACAGAGAUGAUGACCACUGUCUCUCUGCAGAUUGUUGGCAUUGUAGAGCCUAUCAUUCAGCACGCUGACUGGUUCUUUCCAGGAGAGAUUGAAUUCAACUUGACAGGCAGCUACGGGAGUCCGAUUCACACCAAUCACAACUCCAACUACAGCUCCAUGCCCUCACCAGACAUGGAACAGUCUGACCGCAAACAGCAGCAUGAUCAGAGUCGUCGCCCGCUGAGCGUCGCUACUGACAACAUGAUGCUGGAGUUUUACAAGAAAGAUGGCAUUAGGAAGAUUCAAAGUAUGGGCGUCAGAGUUAUGGAUACCACAUGGGUGUCUCGCAAAGGCUCGUCCACGCUGACACGCAAGCCUUCCUCCACCCCUCCAGGCAUGCAGGGACCUGGCUCUCCAGCAGACACUCUCAUCCCGGAGCAACCUGGAGAACUCACCAUUUCUCCCUCUGCCACACCUCCACCUGCAGAAAGGCUCUGCUCAGACAACAUGUCGCCCAAUCGGUUGGACACCUUUCAUGCCCACCCACCCUGUGGGGAAGACCGCCCACCCCCACCUUACCCUUCCUCCACUUGCCACUCAGGCCCCCAUCACUUCUACCCCAAACCCCCGCCAUGCACUCGCCCUGUGGCCCCAGGCCCUGAGUCCCAGCCUCCCGCCUCACCCCCACCCCCACUGCGGUGGUCUGGCUUUACGCCCCCUGCCCCACCUCCUUCUUCCUCCUCCUCUUCCUCCUCCUCAUCACUUGAUAUCAAUUCAAAUCCAAAACCCAGCUGUCUGCACUUUACAAAGCACACCGCACCUGGUGAGGUGUCACAUGCCCCCCCACCAGACACAAACGCUUCACCGCUUUAUGUCAAAACCCCCUUGGUACUGACACGCCAUGACCAGACCCUGGGCAAUCCACCUAGUCUCCCUUCGUCUGUGCCCCCGCCCCCACCAUGGGCUGCCUGUCCAUGUGCCCGAGAGAGAGGACCCCCCAGGCUGACUAGUACACUGAAGAGUAAGGAACUUUCCCCUGUAAUUGGACACAAACCCAUUCAGGUUCCAGGUCCUGUAGCCCCUCCCAGCUGUAGUCCACAGAGCAGCAGCCAGUCCCCCCUCUCUACAGAGCACAGUCCACACACUCUGCGCAAAGGUUCUAAGAAAUUGGCUCCUGCGCCACCCAAAGUCCCAUACGGGCAGUCUGGAGGGAUGUCCGACCAGUCCACCAGUCAGCCAUCACCUGUUAGCCUUUCUCCAACACCUCCUAGCACACCCUCCCCUUAUGGACUCACCUGUCCACCAGGGCAAGUACCCCCCUCCUCCCCUGGGCAGACUCCACUCGGGGCCCUCCACUCGCUUUCGUCCCCACCCUCUUUAACUGGAACGCUCACCAAGUCACGGCCAGCCCCAAAGCCCAGGCAAAGACCAAGCUUACCCCCUCCUCAGCCGCCCACAGUUCCCCCAGGGAUGCCUGGCAUGGCUACAUCAGCAGUUUCUCAGCCUCUGGAGCAGGGCCUUCUGGAUGGGCUUUCACCUGGAGAAAGCAUGUCUACAGAUAUCUUCAAUUAUGAAAUCCCCUCCAUCAAUGUCAAUCUGGACAGCCUCAUCGAUGAGUUCAGCGGCGCCCCCUGCAGGAGGUCCCUGGCAGUGACAGACUCUCCAGAAGGGGAUGCUCUGGCUGAGGAGGAGCCCCAGAGCACCAUCCUAUGACCUAUGACCCUGAGGCAUCCUUUACCAGCAACUCCCCGCUUCUACACACAAACAUAUACACCUCCUUCAUGGCUAAACAUGCUCUUCUUAACUGUUGCUGAAGCUCAUAUUUUACAACAGCUCGCUAUAAAAUUCAUGUGACUCCAAAAACACAAAAAUGCCAUGGAGGAACAGUUGCCUUUAAGAAGAAAGACUGGAACACAGAUAAGUAUUAAAUUGCAUACGAUUUUUUUUUAACUGCUUUGUCCAUUUUUGUUUUGUGUUGUUUUUUUAAUCAUUUUUGCCUUAUUAGAACAAAAGUUAGAACACAUCAUAAAAGUUUAAAACCUGACAUUGUUCAGCACAAAGCUCAUUCUCAGGCGCAGCCUGGUUUUAUUGCUCACAGGGUAUUGAAGCUUUCUGCACAGUAAAAAUAAAACUUUUGACAUGAAAAUACAAGCUUUGCAUGCACAAUUAGAAAUAUUGUUGAUGUAACCUUAACCUGCUAUGUUUUAUUAUCCUUUUUUUUUUUCGUCAGACAUUUCUCUUUGUAUAGAUCUGCUCACUUGUUACUGUACCUGCACAGAUGAUAAGAAUGUUAAUGUAGAUUGUGCUUCUGUACUUCUAUCCUUCUUUUGUUUGAGAAAAAAAAACUUAUUUUUUUAAUUUAUUUUUUGCAUGACAAGUCAAUAAGAUCUACCUGCUUUUGCUUCAAGGCCUCAGAAUAGCAGUGCUUUACUUUCUGUGUGUUGUUUAUUCCCCCCACCCUGAGAGCAAGCGUACAACCUGCUUGUUUCUUUGUCAGUUAUCUCUGAUUAUGAAUGGAUGACUACACUGACUUUCUGUUCAUGUGAUUUUUUUUUCUUAACUUAAUUUUAAGUGCUUCAGGUUUGGUUAUAUUCAGCCCAAAAUGUAAAUACAACUGUACAUUUACUGAUGUAUAUAAAGUUGAGAGGAAACGUUUAUGUGAAAUGCAUAUCUUGAGAAUAUAAUAAUUAUAAUACAUGUGCUGAUAUUUAUUGUGUAGAAAAUGUAAUGAUAAAGAAAUCAAUGUUAUUUUUGUCCCUGCACACAAUGAACAGAUGUACUGUAGAUUCAUAAUUUUUUACUUUAACACCAGGUUACUACAAUGCUGCAGCAGAGAAGCAGAAAAUUCUUUCUGCUAGAAAUCAGCUAAGGCCUUUUUCAUUUUGUGUCCUGAGCUUUGAGGUUCAGGCACACAGGAGUUUGAGUGACUUGCACAUUAAAACCCUGUGUUAUCCAUUUUUUUUAUUAAUCUCUGAACUGAAGAAUUCUAUUUGAAUGAUCCGAUUUCUCAGCUCCUACAUGGAUCCGUCUCAGCCUUCGCCGUUGGACUAAUUAUGUUCUAACAGGACAAAAUGGAGAAAAAAAUUGAAAACAAUUUCUUUGUUUCCAAGACAACAAAUGAGAGUGCAGCAGCGUCACUUUUGUGUUUGAUACAAAAUGUCUUAAGGCGGUAAUUUUGUCAGUUAAAGUGCAAUUACAGUGUUUACUGAUCCACCUCACUCCAAAAAAAGUCACCUUUUCCAAACAUUCACAAAAGAAGCCAUUAAUUUCAUUGCAAAGCAAUCUUUUGAGUUGUUUUUUGUUUCAAUAAAUAAACGAUCAGUCUCUCCUAAAGGGAUCUAUGGUAUGCUUCAGUGUGUGUUCUCAAUGGAUUAGUUUUAAAGAUUUUGGUGAUGUUGAUUAUCUUAAUAGUUGUGGUAAUUAUAUGACAAUAAUUGCAAGUGCCCUCACUCUGGUUGUUACUUUGGAACUAAAAGGCCUACUAUCUGUGCUGAAUUCAUACAUGUGUACAAGGAGGCAGGUGAUUCUCUGAAUGUGACUAAUGCAAAUUUUUCUUAUUGUGUAAUGAGCAUUGCGGCUCAUGAGAAAUAGUAUUUGAAUGAUGUCAGUAAGGGUGUGUUGGCAUGUUUUUCCUUUUGUUGUUGUUUGUUUUUUUCCCAGAUCAUGGCAAUCUUAGUGCUUUCGUGCAUCAUGUCUGAAACUUGCAGCUAACUAAAGGCAUGCUUUCAUAUUCAUAUUCAGUGUGGUUACCAUGCUGCUAGAAGAAAAACUCCUCUAAGAAAUGGGAGUCAUGAUAUUUCAUUUUUGCUAGGACAAUAACCUGACAGCAAAUGUCAAACAUAUCCAUAGGAGUGAUUGUUUGUACCAAAUGGUUCACCGUUAUAUAGUUUUAUCUUUUUAAUAACUAUUGGCUUUUUUAUCUAUCAUCUUACUAAUGUUGCUUCAGCCCAUUUUAUUUAAGGUUCAAAUCCGAGGAUAAAAGGUUUCAUGCAUGUACUUCGUAGAUAGUCUUUUGAUAGUUCAUGUUUGUGUCAAUCACAAUCUUGAAGGAUUGUUAGGGGGAAUGAAGAGAAGCAAAAAACAAAGAGAUGGGUUUAAGGCAAUGUGAGGGUGCAGUGGGUGGUCCUUUAGCAGGGGGUUUCAGAGCAAUACAGUGAAGGACUGGAAGUUGCCUAUGGAUGUACUGCCUCCUUCUGCUUUCACAACUAUUGUACAAAUAAAAUCUCCCGCUUAUCAAGCCCACCUCCUCUCCCCUUUCUGCUUAGCAUAUCGAGUUGAACACAGUGUGUACUGUGAAGCCUUCCUGCAAUCCUUAUCAGAAUGUCAGAACUAAAUAUAUAUAUAUUAAACUUUACAUUUUUAAUAAUCAUA